Messenger RNA from Medioppia subpectinata, 1418 nucleotides. The record is from the annotation of a GenBank genome assembly. Lineage: Eukaryota; Metazoa; Arthropoda; Arachnida; Sarcoptiformes; Oppiidae.
CUCAAUGCCAACACAUUAUGGGUUACGCAAUGAGUGUUGCCUUCAGUUGUAUUGUAGACUAGAAUAGGGGUUGAGUUCACGCAAUGCUAAGCAAUGCAAAGCCAAUGCAUCGCUCGCUUCACAGACUGUACUGUACUGUCACUCAAUUGCCAACAAUCACCUCAUGUCUGACGUCUACACACCUGUCAUACCUGACAUUGUCUUCGCCGACCAUCGCAUCCCUGUCCGCACCAUUCAAUUGUCUGAUAGUUUGUCACACUUUUUAUUAGGCGUUUGUUUAUCACAUGUGAUGUAACCCAAGAGUCAAAUAUGGUUUUGGUUUGCAAUUAAAUGAUCGCUAAAACCCGUACUUAAGACAUAAGCGAUGAUUGAUUCAGCAGUUUAUGAGAUAAUCGGAAGAAGUGUUUGUCUUUUAUUCGUGUCUUUUAUUUGCUAUAAAUUAUUGAAAGGCUUUUAUACCAUAUAUUUGGCAAAUGCUUUGGGUUUGGGAGUCGUGUGGAAGCCCUCAUCCAAGACAUGGGCUGUCAUUACUGGAGCCACCGAUGGUAUUGGUCUGGAAUACGCCAACCGAUUGGCGCGUUUGGGUUACUGUUUGCUGAUUAUUAGCCGAAGCGAAGACAAAUUGCAAAGAGUUCGGUCGGAACUGUUGAAGAAUAAUCCCAAAUGCGUGACCAUUAAGACACUGGCCGUUGACUUCACGAAACCAGACAUUUACGGGCGAAUCAAAGAAGCGACAGAUAGUGUGGAAGCGGUGGAUGUGUUGGUGAAUAACGUGGGCAUGAGUUCCAAGAUAUGCGAGUACUUCACGCGAAUCGAGAAACUCAAUGAAUUCAUCCCUUCGAUCAUCAAUUGUAACAUAACUUCGAUGACAAAAAUGGUUUCAUUGGUUUUGCCACAAAUGGUUGCCCGCAAGAGGGGAAUCAUUAUUAACAUAUCGUCACUUUCGGCCACAAAUCCAAUCCCAUUGCUUUCCAUCUAUUCCUCAUCCAAAGUGUAUUGCGAUUACUUCUCGCGAAGUCUUCAUUACGAGUAUAAAGACAAAGGUAUUAUCGUUCAGAGCGUUUUGCCCGGAUUUGUGUCGACCAACAUGUCAUCCAUGAGACCGUCGUUUACUGUGCCGACAGCCGAGGCCUACGUCGGCGAAGCCAUCAAAACGAUUGGCAUCGAGAGCCGCACUUACGGUCAUUUCGCUCACAAGAUGUUGGGCUUCAUAUACGACACCAUCAGCUCUACUCUCGGCCAACAAUACAACUCAUACUUCGCGUUCAAACAGCUCUUGAAACUCAGAUCUCGUUAUUAUAACAGACACGGACUCAAAGACCAAUAAAAGAGUUAAAUAUUAUUUUAUAUAAUUUUAUCACAAAUUUAUAAAAUAGUCACAAAAUUAGAUGAUUUAACGAAACGUCUAAUACUUUGGC